Molecule: messenger RNA, 312 nt
Organism: Ipomoea triloba (trilobed morning glory)
Lineage: Eukaryota; Viridiplantae; Streptophyta; Magnoliopsida; Solanales; Convolvulaceae
Product: cell division control protein 2 homolog D-like
Exons: 5
Coding region: 1-312 (103 amino acids)
Biological process (GO): protein phosphorylation; G1/S transition of mitotic cell cycle; regulation of G2/M transition of mitotic cell cycle
Cellular component (GO): nucleus; cyclin-dependent protein kinase holoenzyme complex; cytoplasm
Molecular function (GO): cyclin binding; ATP binding; cyclin-dependent protein serine/threonine kinase activity
Source: RefSeq, a predicted model, not a curated record
AUGGACCGCAAGACAUCAAUGCUUAAAAUUGCUGAUCUGGGGCUUGCAAGAAGCUUCACUCUGCCUAUCAAGAAGUACACUCAUGAGAUAUUGACCCUUUGGUACAGGGCUCCUGAGGUUCUUUUGGGCGCUACUCACUACUCAACAGCAGUGGACAUGUGGUCUGUUGGUUGCAUAUUUGAUUGCUGGAACUUGACUGUGGUCAGUGGCUAUGAAAUGUUGCAUUAUGAACCAUCAAGAAGGAUUUCAGCAAAGAAAGCCAUGGAACAUCCUUAUUUUGACGAUUUAGACAACCUUAUUUUGACGAUUUAG